AUUGUGCUAUCUUCCUUCAAACAUGGCUUGUUUAAUGGUCAAUGGCUCAGCCGAGUCAGUUACAUUCGCUGGGAAGGCUUUUUUCAGUGCCUUCCUAUCUAUGGCAUGUCUUUUGCUUGCCAGUCUCAAGUGCUGCCUACAUAUGACAGCUUGGAUGAACCUUCUGUUAAACGGAUGAGCACUAUCUUCUCGUCAGCCCUGAAUGUGGUUAAUAUGUUUUACAUAACAGUUGGUUCUUUUGGUUAUAUUGGUUACACUGAUAAUAUUGCUGGGAAUGUUAUGAUGAACUUCCCCUCCAACUUGGUCACAGAGAUGAUUCGUGUAGGAUUUAUGAUGUCUGUUGCUGUGGGGUUCCCAAUGAUGAUUCUUCCUUGCCGACAAGCUCUGAACACUUUUCUCUUUGAACAGUUGCAACAGAAGGAUGGUACCUUUGCUGCAGGAGGGUAUAUGCCACCCUUGCGUUUUAAGCUCAUUACAGCUGGAAUAGUGUUUGGCACUAUGCUAGGUGGAAUUCUGAUUCCUAAUG
Rhincodon typus (whale shark) is the source of this 526-nucleotide messenger RNA. RefSeq names its product putative sodium-coupled neutral amino acid transporter 10. The annotation marks the transcript as partial. The record is from RefSeq and is a predicted model, not a curated record. Gene Ontology annotation, biological process: amino acid transmembrane transport. NCBI's taxonomy places the organism in Eukaryota, Metazoa, Chordata, Chondrichthyes, Orectolobiformes, Rhincodontidae. The transcript has 4 exons. Gene Ontology annotation, molecular function: amino acid transmembrane transporter activity.